CCUACGUUUCUCAAACCACAACCACAAAACUCCCCACAAUUCCACAAUCCCUUAAUUCUUUUUUCUAUAUAAUAAACUCCACCUUCUUCUUUACUCUCUCAUCUUCACACCCACUUCAAAAUUCCUUCAUCUUCUUAUCUUUUCCUUAUAUGAGGGGAAAAAAGGUUGAAUUACAUACACAAAAGUUAGCGCAAAUUGUUUGCAAAAACGGCUAUACAAGGAAAAACUCGAUCUCUUCACGUAAAUAAUGUGCGGCGUAAAAAAGGUGCUUGUUAUUGUAUGAUUAUUGAUAGCGGAAGUCCUUCGUUGCACGGCGGACGAGGCGCCUUGCCUUCUGAAGGCGGCAGCCCAUCCGAUCUUCUAUUUCUUGCUGGUGGUGGUGCUUGUUUUUGUGCGUAAUUUGAUUAUAUAGUUUUUUAGAGUACAGUUUUUUUGGUGAUUUUUUUGUAUAGAAGAGAAAAAAGUUGUGAUUUUUUGAGAAGGGAAAUUAAAGAUGUUGAGAAUUAAGAGAGUUCCGACGAUUGUAUCGAAUUAUCAGAAGGAGGAAGGUGAUGGGUCUGUUCGUGUUGUUGGUGGGUGUGGACGGAAUUGCCUCAAAGAGUGUUGCGUUCAAGGAGCAAAGCUCCCUCUGUAUGCUUACAAGAGGGUCGAUAAGAUUGGCAACCAGAAAGCUUUGGAUGUUGAUGAGGCUAGAGAGUCUCCUGUUGCUUUCCUCGACUCACUCCUGCUUGGAGAGUGGGAGGAUCGCAUGGAAAGGGGCUUAUUCCGCUAUGAUGUCACUGCUUGUGAAACCAAGGUGAUUCCUGGUGAUUACGGAUUUGUUGCCCAGCUUAAUGAGGGCCGUCACCUGAAAAAGAGGCCAACUGAAUUCCAAGUGGAUAAGGUCUUGCAACCCUUUGAUGGCAGCAAAUUCAACUUCACUAAAGUUGGGCAGGAAGAGGUGCUCUUCCAGUUUGAAGCAAGUGAAGAUGGUGAAGCUUACUUCAUUCCUGGUGCUCCAAUUGCUGUUGAGAAUACUCCAAGUUUUGUUGCCAUUAAUGUCAGUCCGAUUGAAUAUGGACAUGUGCUUUUGAUUCCUCGAAUUUUCGAGUGCCUGCCUCAGAGGAUUGACUAUGAGAGUUUCUUGCUUGCUCUCCACAUGACUGUUGAAGCUGGGAGUCCUUACUUCCGGCUUGGAUACAAUAGCUUGGGUGCAUUUGCUACUAUCAACCACCUCCACUUCCAGGCUUAUUACUUGGCUAGCCCAUUUCCCAUUGAGAAGGCUCCUACCAAAAAAAUCGGCACUACUAGCAACGGGGUAAAGAUUUUCGAGCUUCUGAAAUAUCCAGUCAGGGGUCUUGUCUUUGAAGGUGGGAAUUCCUUGCAAGAUUUAGCCAAGGAGGUCUCAGACUGCUGCACUUUUCUUCAAGACACUAACAUCCCUUACAAUGUCCUCAUUGCUGAUUCUGGAAGGCGGAUUUUUCUUCUCCCACAGUGCUAUGCUGAGAAACAGGCUCUAGGGGAAGUGAGUCCUGAGCUCCUUGAUACUCAAGUCAACCCAGCGGUGUGGGAGAUCAGUGGGCAUAUUGUGUUAAAAAGGAGAGAGGACUAUGAUGAGGCUUCUGAGGGGAACGCAUGGAGGCUCUUGGCGGAGGUGUCUCUUUCUGAAGCAAGGUUUGAAGAAGUGAAAGCCAUGAUAUUCGAAGCCAUUGCUUGUCCCGUUGUUGAAGAUGGUUCAGACACACUUCGUGAGGAAGCUGAGCUCAAAUCUCGAUCUGGUCUCAGUGAAAUGGACGCCAUCAACUCAGCUGCUUCUUCUAUGGUAACCGGAAACCACGGAUGCUUAGUUCUCCAGUAAUGUGGAUCUUCAGCUUAUUAAUAUGCUGUUGUAAAAUAAUGCAACCAGAGUUUGCAUUGUAUGUUUUUUUUCCCAAAUAUUGCAUGUUUUUCUGCUAACGGAUUCUUAGGUUAUUGUAAGUAUUAACUCAUAAUAGAAAAAAAGAAAAAAAAUAGCAGGAAAAAAAUAUGAAAAAAGGAUCCUGUUUAUUAUAGCUAUUGUUGGCAGCUUUCCUCAGGAUUAAUGUGAUAUUGAUACGGUUGCCCUGAGCAAUGUUACGCUUGUAAAAUGCUGGUAUUUGGAUUUAAAGUACUUCUUGCGUUUCAAUUUAGUCGUGACACUUUUUAUUUUAGUAAGUUUUAAUUUAGUUGUGAUA
Molecule: messenger RNA, 2192 nt
Organism: Beta vulgaris subsp. vulgaris (sugar beet)
Lineage: Eukaryota; Viridiplantae; Streptophyta; Magnoliopsida; Caryophyllales; Amaranthaceae
Product: GDP-L-galactose phosphorylase 1
Exons: 8
Coding region: 494-1837 (447 amino acids)
Biological process (GO): glucose metabolic process
Cellular component (GO): cytoplasm
Molecular function (GO): GDP-D-glucose phosphorylase activity
Source: RefSeq, a predicted model, not a curated record